Messenger RNA from Cimex lectularius (bed bug), 952 nucleotides. Its product is annotated as 40S ribosomal protein S3a-like. The coding region runs from base 98 to 886 and encodes 262 amino acids. Gene Ontology annotation, biological process: translation. The record is from RefSeq and is a predicted model, not a curated record. NCBI's taxonomy places the organism in Eukaryota, Metazoa, Arthropoda, Insecta, Hemiptera, Cimicidae. Gene Ontology annotation, cellular component: ribosome; cytosol. The transcript has 6 exons. Gene Ontology annotation, molecular function: structural constituent of ribosome.
GGUACGGCGGCCAUUUAUUUCAGUUCGUACCUCGUAAGCCCUUUCUUCUGAAGUAAUACAGGAGUAACGUUAGUCUGUUACUUCCAAAUUUGGAAUCAUGGCUGUUGGAAAAAACAAAGGACUGUCGAAAGGUGGAAAGAAAGGAGUAAAAAAGAAGGUGGUGGACCCUUUCACGAGGAAGGACUGGUACGAUGUCAAAGCCCCGAUUAUGUUCAAAAACCGUCAAGUCGGAAAGACUCUUGUCAACCGUACCCAAGGAACUAAAAUUGCAUCUGAGGGUCUGAAAGGUCGUGUUUUUGAAGUCUCCAUUUCUGAUCUUCAAGGAGAUCCUGAUGCCGAAAGGUCUUUCAGGAAAUUCCGCCUUGUGGCUGAGGAUGUACAAGCUUCAAAUGUCUUGACUAAUUUCCACGGGAUGGAUUUGACCACUGAUAAGCUAAGGAGCAUGGUGAAAAAGUGGCAGACUCUUAUUGAAGCAAAUGUUGAUGUCAAAACCACUGAUGGUUACCUUUUAAGAGUGUUCUGCAUAGGUUUUACCAGCAAGGAUCAAAUGUCCGCAAAAAAAACUUGUUACGCCCAACAUAGACAGGUUAGAGAAAUUAGGCACAAGAUGGUGACUAACAUUACCAAUAGUAUCAGCACCUGCAAUCUUAGGGAUGUAGUAGGCAAACUCAUUCCAGAUUCUAUCGCCAAAGACAUUGAAAAAAAUUGCCAAGGAAUCUAUCCUCUACAUGAUGUCUACAUCAGAAAGGUAAAAGUGUUGAGGAGACCGAGGUUCGAGUUGAGCAGACUUCUCGAGAUGCACGGUGAGGGCAAAUACACCGACGAUUCUGGAAACGUUGUCACCAGAUCGGACACCUACGAACCACCUGUACAAGAAUCUGUUUAAUUAUUUAAACUUUUCAUUGUACAUUUUAUAAAAAAUAUAAAAUAUAGUCAAAAGAACUCACCCAUG